AUGAAGCUGUUUUUCUUUACUAUCGCCAUCCUAGCAUUUACGCUAGCAGAAGAAAUCGAAAACAAUGACGACCUACAGGUCGCUGCAUCUGUUAAUGUGCCUGUUCAUCAAGCACCUCGUACCUACCGACGAGUAGUUCAGCGACGCCGAAGCUGGAACCCUCAGAACUCUCAAAAUUCAGCCCAGGAUCCCGCUAGGCCAGAUCCAGUACAAAAUUCGUAUUCCCCAAUUGAUAACGAACAGAUCUCUUAUAAUCAACCACAGAAUAACAAUAAUCAAAACAGUUGGUCGAAUAACGGAAAUAACGUACAAAAUUCUUGGUCCACCGCUGCUCCGAAUGCAUGGAACCAAAACCAGCCCCAGAAUAACUGGAAUAACCAGCAAAAUUCUUGGUCAAACCAACCAGCUAACCCAAGUUCUCAAAAUAAUUGGAAUAAACCUGCAAAUUCUGGCAACGAAAACAAACCAGCUAGCAUUGGAUCCCAAAACUCUCAAAAUAAUUGGAAUAAACCUGCAAAUUCUGGCAACGAAAACAAACCAGCUAGUACUGGAUCCCAAAGCAACUGGAAUAACUGGAACCAAAACCCAAGCCCAAGUUCUUCAACAACCACUCCAAUCCCUGUCAUCAAGAACGAACAAAUCAUCGGUGAUAAUGGCAGCUACAAAUAUGAAUACGAGAUCGCUGAUGGAACUCAUGUCGCUGAAGAAGGCUACUUCACAGACCCUAACACUGAAGAGGAAAGCAUUGUGAAAAAAGGCUUUUACUCCUUCACCGCUGCUGACGGCAAGGUCUACAGCGUAACUUACUGGGCAGAUAAAACUGGCUUCCACGCUGUCGGCGACCAUCUCCCUAAACCACCUGCAGUCCCACCCGCGAUUCAGGCAGCUAUCGACCAGAAUGCUAAAGAGGAAGCAGCGAAAGCUGAGGCUGAAAAGAAUAAACAACAGCAGAGCAGCAAGCCUCAGGCACAGGAACCUCCAAAACCAAUUGCUCCUCAACCAAUACAACCAGCGCCACAAAAGCCCAUUCAAAAUGUCCCCCAACAAAGUUACCCUCAACAAAACUACCCUCAACAGGGAUACCCUCAACAGAGUUACCCCCAACAAGGUUACCCUCAACAGAAUUACCCCCAACAAGGAAACUACCAGCAAGGUUACCCUCAACAAGGAUAUCCCCAACAGCAACAACAACAAAACUACAACUCCAAUGAACAAAACUACUACAAUUCUCAAGCUCAGAAUUUCCCCUCUUACGGAAAGUAA
Danaus chrysippus (African queen) is the source of this 1263-nucleotide messenger RNA. NCBI's taxonomy places the organism in Eukaryota, Metazoa, Arthropoda, Insecta, Lepidoptera, Nymphalidae. The record is from the annotation of a GenBank genome assembly.